Messenger RNA from Branchiostoma floridae (Florida lancelet), 2729 nucleotides. Its product is annotated as nanos homolog 1-like. The transcript has a single exon. Gene Ontology annotation, molecular function: mRNA binding; zinc ion binding. The coding region runs from base 291 to 1175 and encodes 294 amino acids. Gene Ontology annotation, cellular component: perinuclear region of cytoplasm. The record is from RefSeq and is a predicted model, not a curated record. NCBI's taxonomy places the organism in Eukaryota, Metazoa, Chordata, Leptocardii, Amphioxiformes, Branchiostomatidae. Gene Ontology annotation, biological process: negative regulation of translation; oogenesis.
CGGAAUGCGAUAAAAACAAGCCUUGAGGUCAACGAAACUCCGCCUCUUUCCUUUGUCAAACAGGGCCUAUGUUUUCUUACAACUUUUCCAACAUCAGAGUUUAUUCGGAGCGUAGGCAGCAGACGAGAAGGGGUGGGGAACUGCUCUUACGGACUGAAACCACGGCAGGGAGAGCGGAGAGAGCAGUUGUCGUACCGAAGGAGUGCACGAGACGCGGUACGAUACUUCGAGCGAGCGGUGUGUUUACGUUCUGGUAACGUCUGUUUCGGCGGCGCCGCAUUGACACCAGCAUGUUGCGAGCCAUGUACCUACCGGGCGCGGAGGAUUUGCUCGAGCCUCUGCCUUUGACAAGCUCGCUGAACGAACUGAACCGAAGUCAGCUCAACCGAUCCUACACCAAGCCCGUUCCCGUCCGCUCGGACUUUUCCGUCUGGGGGGACUACCUCGGCCUCGUGGACUUGGUCAAAAACGUUCAGCUUGCUCAGGGCAUCCAGGAGUCAUUCUUGGGGUUGGACAUGUCAGUACGGAGGCCCGCCCCCUCCCUACCUCUCUCCGACCCCCUAGGCAGUGGUAGUACGGGGCUCAGUCCGUCGCUCAGCCCGACGAGCGACGAAGAAGUUGACAGGCUGUUCGCACCCAUCAGCCGAGAGCGUUUCGACAGCCUGGGCAGUUCGGGCUCCUCUUCUUCAGCGAGUAGCGACUUUUACCUCAACGGCAGAGAGAGCGACUUGGAGCUGGGCUUUGCGUCCUUGUUCGGCGAUCUGCGGCUGGACUCUCCGCCCAACAGCCUAGACGGGUACGACUUCAGCAGGCAGCGGCGCCGAGAGCCUCCCAGUGCCUCUCUCAGCUCCCGCGACCGGGACAUCCUCUUCUCGGUGGCUGCACGACGACGGGCCAGUAGGAUGGCAAGCGGUGGUGUGGGCAGCAAAAGUCAGGUGUGUGUGUUCUGUCGUAAUAACGGGGAGUCGGAGACCGUGUACGCGAGCCACAUGUUGAAAGAUUGUACGGGGAAAGUGACUUGCCCUGUCCUUAUGGCCUACACGUGUCCGCUGUGCCAUGCGACGGGAGAGGAGGCGCACACCAUAAAGUACUGCCCGCAGAACACCAACCAGCUACCCAACGUCAAAAGCCUGAAGACCGCGCGCACCUCCACGGGAAAGAAGCGGCCUGUUUAGAGAGCGCCUCGCCUGGAUUGGUGUAAAAUUAUGACUCGGAGCAAAUCUGUGCUGCACUCAUUCUUCAUUCAGGACCUUUGCAUACGCGAAGAAUCGGACUUGCCAUGCAUGCAAACUCCAAGCAUAGGACUUGAUUCUGCCGAACCGUACCCAGGGACUGUAUGUAUAAAUAGCCUUCUCAUUCCGUCAAUUUCAAUGGAUGCAGAAUUGAUAACGAAUUGCGUUUUGUUGUUGUAUCGCUCGCUCUGAUGGAGGGAUGCUUGCUUAGGUAAUCCUUAAUCGUGUCUUGCCUAGACUUGAGACGUUGUCAUCAGUCCAAAUCGUGACAAUUUAAUUGACUGAUAACUGUACCACUGUUGUUUUGAUGUGAGCGGUAUGAAAAAGUGAAGCAUUUUUGCAAAUUCCGUGGUUAAAGUAGCUUUCGUGGUCUAAUGAUACAAACCUACGUGGCUCUAGAGCGGACAGUUGCUGCCUCAACGGUGAAGAAAUAUACGGGCACAUUUAAAUGCAUUCUAGGUUCCAUGACAUGUUGAGAAAAGUUGCGCAUGUAUUCAGUAUUGUGUAAUAAGUUCGGCGGUGAAAAAAUGCCAUUUUACCGCCGAUGUGCGAAUUACUUCCAAAUCUCUUGUCGCUUUCUCGCACCAGAGCAAAAAGCUUCUAUAUUUUUUGGAUAUCAAUGAAACUUUUGUGAAGAUAGGGCAGUGAAUGUUUUGUAUACAAAUAUGAGAAUUGUGUGUGCGUGUGCGAUGAUCAAUUCUUGACAGGCUGUAUCGUUCAGACGUCACUUCCCGGGGCCAAUCUCAGCUAGAUGUAACGAAUAUUCGCAGUCAGAAAUUAGAGAUUUUAUAUAUAAAUUUAUCUCUAAUGAUCAGAGGUGAUUUACGAAGAUGAUGGCUUGAUUAUUAUACCGAUUCUCAUGGAGAUUCAGAUUACGUUCUAGCAAUACAGCGAUAUUGUUGACAAUGCGAAAAAAAUCAAGUUUUAUAUGUAUUUGAAAUUGUUGACAUUUUUGUAACGCAGCUCUUGUAUUGUCAGCCUAGAUUUGGCCUUACAGAGAACCAAAUCGCUCUAUUCACAUUCAAUUCGCGCCAUCAUCCCAUUUUCACCUGUUCAGAUUCACUGCGUUCGUUUUGUUCAGUUGUCACUACCACCUUGAGACCGAGGUGUUUGAUUUUAUUACGUUGUUGCAAAGUUGUAGAUGUAGCGCUCUAAUGUCUAUAUUUAUGUUAAAGGUUUAACUUGUUUACCAGCCAAUGGAGUUGAGCUGAAAAUAUAUUGUUUGCUCAGAUGUUACGUCGUUCAGCUGCGCUGACGGUUUUUGAUAACUAUUCGCCGGUUCUAUAAGAGAGCUAUAUAUUGUAUUUACUGCAGAAAAAGCGGCAACAUAUUUGUUAUGACGUAUCAUUUCCCUUGUUAUUUGUUAUAUUGACAAGUUUUGUAAGAGUUAUUCAUUAUGACAUUGUUCUUAAAGAAGUCACAAAGUCUUCACUGUUAUUUAGUUACGUUCGUUCAGUUCAACCAUAGGAAUAAAUCGAGUUAUGCUCGUUCCAUGGA